AUGGAACACCCAUCAUAUCCUAUACCUGGCGGAUUACACAAAAUACCGGAUGAUUUGCUUGACCUGCGUCCCGAUGAAGAAGUUGAUCAAGAUCUUCUCAACCCCAAACCUGUCACAGAUGUGAAGAAUAUAUGGUUCUUCUGGCACACUGGUUACAAAAAUAUGCAUCCAUACACACAACGCAAUCCUUCUUCGCCGCUUAAUGUUGCUAAUUUUCUGGAUAUCGCUGAUCCAGGUACUUUCCCUCGCGCCUUUGUGGACGGUACGAUUGGCGGAGAUUAUGCACCUCAGCAUACCUCUGAUCUAGUGCGAUGGCCGUUGUUACUCAAAUAUGGCGGCGUAUAUGCAGAUGUGGGCUUGAUGCAGAUUGGAGAUCUAGACCGUCUUUGGAACGAAACAGUCGGUAACCCCAACUCACGUUUCGAGGUUCUUUCUUACAAUGCCGGCGGAGUAGACGGUCGUAGCUUGACAAACUACUUCCUUGCAUCUAAUUGUAACAACUCCUUUUUCGCAAGAUGUCAUCGCCUUUUUCUUGAGCUAUGGGCCGUCGAUGGCGGGAAGACGAGCACGGAUGGAAUGCACUGUAGUCCUCUGUUGAAAGGAGUACCGCUGAUGGGUGGAGAUUUCACCAUUCAAGAAGACGAUAAAGUUUUAGGCAAGGAAGAUGUGAGCCGCUUGUUGACAGAUUAUAUCAUUCAAGGACAAGUUCUGACUAUGGUCAUGGGACUUGUCGACGAAGAGGAUGGAUGGAAUGGACCGCAGUACGUGGCGGACCAUAUUUACGGCAUUGAAUUCAUGGAGGGAUGCCAACUCAUUAACGAAUUUACAAAGUGGGAUGGUCAAAAGGCAUUCGAUUUGAUGUCUCUACCGCUUCCGAGACACGGUGAGCUAGAGAGCCCGGAACAGAGACAAGCUAGAGAGAUCGUGGUGAGCUGCUUACGGAGAAGCUUUGGUUUCAAGCUAGCACAUGGAUUGAUAUUGAGGGUAUUCAAAGUAACGCUCGGUUCCUUGUGGAGGGAUAACCCUGGCUCAGAUAACGUCCCUAACACAUAUGCACAUUGGUUACGGCAUGCUACGACUUAUUGGAAUCAGGACCAUAUUCCGUCAACGCUGGAAUUCAGGGUUAUUCCACCAUUUAAAAAGGGCCCAUUGUUAAGGCCGCUAUAAAUAUUAUCCUCAUACUGGGCCAUGAAUUUACGUGCAGACCAUAUCUCGAUAUUACAAUAAAAUCUUUCAUAUACAGCGC
This is a messenger RNA of Talaromyces stipitatus ATCC 10500, 1246 nucleotides long. RefSeq lists its product as uncharacterized. The transcript is spliced from 2 exons. The record is from RefSeq and is a predicted model, not a curated record. Bases 1 to 1167 code for a protein of 388 amino acids. NCBI's taxonomy places the organism in Eukaryota, Fungi, Ascomycota, Eurotiomycetes, Eurotiales, Trichocomaceae. Gene Ontology annotation, molecular function: glycosyltransferase activity.